AUGGCGACACGCAGUCGGCUGACGGGCAUAAAUUGCGAGCAAAGGGAGAGAAUCGGAGAAGGAGGACUCUACCCUCGUUCGUGGACGGAAUACAAAGUGCCCUCGUGCAAUCUCUCGGUCACAUUGCGACAAGUGAAUCCCGUCUUUCCGAACAACUACAAGGAAACUUCAUUCCCCACAACCGCGUUUAUUUUCGAUGUUGACAAUAGAAGUAAUGUUGAACAUGAGGUAUCAAUUGCUUUUGUGUUUCGCAACGGAACGGGUAAAAGAAGAUCGGAUCUUGCUGCCGAUUGCACAGCGGAAAACUUUCAGGAAAAUGAAAUUGCGGCUGUCUCUUUGCAACACAAGAUCGAUAAGAUGAAUUGCACGUACGGGUUGGCAACACGAGUUAAAGUAAGCAAUAACAAUUUUGUUCCUUAUGACUUUUUUUUCGUUUAUUCUGAUCAAAUCACUUCAUUGUGUCGUUCCUUUGACCCUUGUGGAAAUGGGUUGACGUUGUGGCAACAUCUUGCCGAGACUGGAAAUCUGCCUGGUGAAGGUAUCUUUUUAGUGAAA
Molecule: messenger RNA, 555 nt
Organism: Mesorhabditis belari
Lineage: Eukaryota; Metazoa; Nematoda; Chromadorea; Rhabditida; Rhabditidae
Source: the annotation of a GenBank genome assembly